GCCGCCCGGUUGCUCGCCUCCCUGGGCCGCGGCGGGCCGCUGCCGCCCUCCCCCGGCGCCGCGGCGGGCGGGAGGAUGGAGCAGGGGCUGUCCGCCAUCACCCUCUACUGCGCGCCCGCCACCGGCCCCGCGGCCGCCGCCUGCACCAUGGAGCCCGAGCAGCAACUUACAAAUGGAGAUAGAGGCUUUGAGAACGUGGAGCUGGGUGUCAUAGGAAAGAAGAAGAAAGUUCCAAGGAGGGUUAUUCACUUUGCAAGUGGAGAAACAAUGGAAGAAUAUAGCACAGAUGAGGAGGAAGAUGAACAAGAGAAAAAAGACCUGUUGCCUCCUGUAGAUCCUACAACGCUCACAUGGGGACCCUACUUAUGGUUUCAUAUGCUGAGAGUUGCCACCUCAACCUUAUCAGUGUGUGAUUUCCUUGGGGAAAAGAUUGCAUCUGUUCUGGGGAUAAGCACUCCAAAAUACCAAUAUGCCAUCGAUGAGUAUUACAGAAUGAAGAAAGAGGAAGAAGAGGAGGAACAGGAAAACAGGAUGUCAGAAGAAGCAGAAAGACAGCAUCAGGAGCAGCAGGACAAGCCACAGGCUGAGGCUCCUGUCCAAACAGACCAGCCUGAAGCAACAAGUACUUCCUUUGUGAAUGUAAACUUUGAAAAUGAGGGAGAUUGCCAGUCUGUUGUGGAAAAUAAGCAAGAUGUAGUUUCUACUUAAAUGAAAAACUCUGUGUACUGUAGGAAAUAGGAAGUGUCAGGUGUCACAGUCUGGCUACAAGCAGAAAAAUAGGAUUAUACUUGUUCAGUGUAAUACAACUUUUAGUGUUCUUAUUGAUCAGGAGAGAGCUAAGUGAUGUCUCUUCCUUCUGUCAGCCUAAUAAAGGCUGAGGCAUUCUGCCAAAUUGGCACUUCAGUUAAAAUGUAAAUUGGGCUACAAACGUUUGGUCUAAAAUUGAAUUUCUUGUAAAGCAAGUAAAACAUUUAAAUUGUUGUCUGGCACUGUGGAUUGCAGAUGUAGUGCUCUUUCCUACUUCUAAACACCUAUUUCUGAUUUGUACACUGUUUGCAACUUGGCUCUCUAUGAAUAGAUUAAUAGGAAUCAAUAUCCUGUAACUCACAAGUCAUAGUAGCUUCUGAAUUCCCCUAUUUGUUGUCACUACUGUGUGCAUGUGUCUUUCUGUUACUGACAUAAGAGAUGUUAGAUUUAAUGUUAAUUAGAUUUAAAGGCCCAAUGAAAUACUUUUAUUAUUACUCUAAACUUUAAAGGAGGCUAUCAACACCCCUGAGUACAUAGGUAAUAGUGCCAGCACUACUGGAAGCUGAUACUGCUCAGCUGUUCCAUUUAGUGCUAUAAUCAAGUACAGAACUAGCAUCAGCAGAAGAUGCUGUCCCUCUAGAUCCAAGAACUAAUAGUGAGCCACCUGUUCAAAUACUUCUUUACAUGCUUGCUCUGAAUUGGCAGGGAGAGUAAACUCAAGUCUUGCUAAAUUAUAGUGAAUGGGACAUUGUGUAUGGUAACAACUUGUAACUACACUUUUUUUUUCCUUCCUUUUUGUUAUAAGAUACCUGAAUCAG
Molecule: messenger RNA, 1565 nt
Organism: Lagopus muta (rock ptarmigan)
Lineage: Eukaryota; Metazoa; Chordata; Aves; Galliformes; Phasianidae
Gene: FAM177A1
Product: family with sequence similarity 177 member A1
Exons: 5
Coding region: 76-708 (210 amino acids)
Source: RefSeq, a predicted model, not a curated record